This is a messenger RNA of Anoplopoma fimbria (sablefish), 3134 nucleotides long. It is a transcript of the gene fam219b, whose product is annotated as family with sequence similarity 219 member B. NCBI's taxonomy places the organism in Eukaryota, Metazoa, Chordata, Actinopteri, Perciformes, Anoplopomatidae. The record is from RefSeq and is a predicted model, not a curated record. The transcript is spliced from 6 exons. The coding region runs from base 172 to 729 and encodes 185 amino acids.
UUAUUCUGAAGUCCUGACCGGAAGUGUUGUGCGGCCACAGAGAGCGCAGGUAGCACAGCCGGCUAACGAGCGACUCCUCUGCUGCUGGAGGAAAACAACCAAGUCCCCGCCGGUGGGGACGCGUGUCAUCAUGGCUCUGCUGCUGUGUCGACCGUGACAACUCACGACAACAUGAUGAACGACAUCCUAGAGGAGCCGGAGAGGGACAACCUGCUCGAAGCGCACCCGGAGCCACAAGUCCUGUCGGGGCCCAGUAAUGGCACAAGACCUAAGACCGCUGAUGGAGCGAUCAGGCCGCUGGAGAAAAGAGGACCUUACAUCAUGUCCAGAGUUCCAGCAAUCCACCUCAAACUACAGAAACACAGGGAGAUGGCAAGGAAGGCCCUGAAGAAGAAAGCCCUCUCACCGGGACCUCCAGUGAUUCAUCAGCCCAGGCAAGGAGCCAAGAGGACGGUGAAGUAUAACAAGGGCUACGCUGCUUUGAGUCAGCACGCUGAGGACCCUUUGGUUGCAGUGGACUCAGACAGCGAUGAAGAGAUCGAUUUUGAGCAGUAUUCCUCAGGAUACUCUUCCGCUGAGGUCCAUCCUGAUUUAAGCAAGCAGCUUCUCCAGGACGGCUACCGCCUGGACGAGAUCCCCGACGACGAGGACCUGGACCUGAUUCCGCCCAAAGCCAUGGGCUCCUCCGUGUGCUGCUGCUCCGAGGGCCCGUCCUGCUCCAUGCAGUGACGCCCGGCGCCGUGACUCCGACCUUUAUAAAGGUUAGGCACCAGUUCCUGUCCUGGACUUUAGUCACCGGUGCCUGAGGCCCUCUCUUUCUCUCUAACCCAGCUCCGCCGCUGUGCUGCCUGAGGACUUUCAGCUGUAAAGCCAAACCCCCCGUUCAUGCAGGACCACGUGCACCGAGAACGCUCAACCCACGUGAAAAAAACGCGGACGGACACAAGAACAAGCCUUAUUCACUGUGACCCCAAAGCUUGACCUAUUUUUUUGUUUGUUUUGAUCUUCAUGAAAUGCUAAUUAUGCCCAUGCACCAAAGGCAGUGGUUGUGCACAUGAUGGGAUAGGUCCUCAUUGAACCAAUGGGGAGAUAGUUACUGUCUUUUCCCGCUACGGCAAACAGGUCUGCAGCCACCUAAAGCAUUACAUGCUUACAUGUUGUGCUUUAACACUCAACCAUUGGCAACAUUUAUAUUUUCCAGUUGUUAACUAACUGCUAUAUGAAGGCACCUCACAUUAUCAUUAACUUCCCUGACUAUUGUUGCAUUAACUGGAUGUUAAUCUGUUUUUCUUUAAUGUUUCUGUCUUCAAAAAUUCCGAUGACAUCUAGUCUAAUGAAAAGAACAACUAAAUGAUAUGUUUUUUUAAAAUAUAAAGCAGAGCACUACAUUGAAAUAGAACUUGAGAUAAUUGAGUGAAACCACUUAAUUUUUUCAAAGCACACGUGUAGUUAUUAUUUUUUUCAGCUAAAAUUGCUAUCUCCAAAAACCUGAAAUGAAGUGUUGGAGAGAAGCCUGGCCCAGGAUUAUCUUCUGCUCCUCCCAUAUUGUUUUUAUCUGUGACUGAGAAGACAAAGAGUUUAUUGGUCUUUACAAGCUGUCAGACGGCUACAUACCAAGAAGAGAGUUGUCCUUCAAAGUGAUCCACCUUUUCUAAGAGUACCAAACGUUACACUGCUGUGUAAGGCACAGACGUGUAAGCAAUUGAGUUACUUACGUGCUUUGACAGAGGAACCAAUUUAAUUUACAAUCUCUGUAUUGUAUAAAUAAAUUUAACUCCAGAAACUUGUUAAGGAAAAAAGCUGUUACAAAAAAGAGUCAAAAGCAAAAUAUAUUUAAAAUCCUCAUAAAAGUGAUCUUGUCAUCUUAAGACAUUUGUGUAUUUGGUUCGAUAUCUAAUAUGUUUCUAAUUUAAAUUUCCCCUUUUUUUUAGAAAAAACUAUUUCGGUUGGAUGGUAAGAAUUUGAAAAAAUAGAUUUUAUUGAUUAUAUUGUCGGUCAUCUUAACUGCAUCAAGAGUGUGUGGAGGGCAGAUUUGAAUUACAAUACUUUAUUUAUUUAUUUAUAAGUAUACUCAUUUGAGACACUAGAUGUAGUUACAGCUCCAAACCAGUAAACCACAUUUGCAUAAGGAUUAAGGUAUUUGUCUACACUUGUUUUUUGCUACCCAUAUUUACAUCAGUUGGUGUUUGUAUUAUUUCCUGUUUUUUUUGUUGUGGUGUCUGUUACCAUCUUCUACACAAUAUACACAGAUGUGCUGAAAAUGGCAGUACUUUUUCUUUUCACACAAAAAUUGUAUGUGUUCAAUCUUGUUGCAGUCUGGGUCAUACUUUAUUUUUUAUUCAUUAACAAAAAAAAAAAUCAAUAUCAGAGCAAGUGACUGAUCAAUUUUACCCUGUGUGUAUGACUGUGAGACUAGAAAGUUAUUUGCCUUUUACGCAAAUUUGUAAAAUAAACACUAAGUUUAAAGAUUGCACAACUGUUUUAGUGCAUAGAGGAUAAAGUCAGGAUAAAUGGGUGGCUGCUGUUUCACAUACCUGCAGGCCACACGUAACUCUCAGUCAUAUAAAUGAACGCUAUAGCAGACCACUUGACCGCCAUAAAGAAUUACAAUGACAGAAAGGAGUAUGAUAUUUUGUGUUUGGAAAAAAGUAGGAAACUCGAUUUGUCCUUCCAAGAGUCCGAAUUAGUUCACAAAUUAUGUGAAAGACUUUGUUGUUGAAAAAUGUUACAUUAUCAUCAUGAGUGUUUUUCCUCUCUCCAUUCCUCCAUUGUUCUAAUGCGGGUGAUAUAGAAAUAAAAGUGGAUUCUGCUAUUACACUAAGUGUGACUCACUUGAUACAAGUGUGAGGUAAAUGCUUUAAAUGCGACCGCUGUAUUUAAAGUGUAGCGACCCCUGGCCCUGGAUCUGCACCAUGUUUCUCUGUACACAAAUAUUGCACUUAACACCAGUGGUCAGUAGCAAGUACACUUGACUCACCUGUACUAUGCAAUUAUUUGGACAAUCUGCUUGUUAUACAGCAUUGUGACAAUGUCGUGUUAUUGAGUGCUUAAUGCAAUAACUCAGUUAUUUUACGAUGGUUAACACUAACCUUUUUAUUUUUAUUUGAUUGUACUGUUUAUUGGUUUACAUUAUC